This is a messenger RNA of Bradysia coprophila, 2574 nucleotides long. Its product is annotated as choline/ethanolamine kinase. NCBI's taxonomy places the organism in Eukaryota, Metazoa, Arthropoda, Insecta, Diptera, Sciaridae. The record is from RefSeq and is a predicted model, not a curated record. Gene Ontology annotation, molecular function: ethanolamine kinase activity; choline kinase activity. Gene Ontology annotation, biological process: phosphatidylethanolamine biosynthetic process; CDP-choline pathway. Gene Ontology annotation, cellular component: cytoplasm.
UACCAUCAGUUCAUCAAAAAAAUUCAGAUAGUGUGGAUGUAAAACGGAUUUUGUGUUCUCGUUUUCUUCAAUUUUAUUUUUUACUUUUUGAAUAAUUUCUACUGAAAAUUGAUAGAGAAAAAAUUCAACCAUCUCGAGAUAAGGAGGAGUUUUAGGACUCGUUUAAUGUGAACGCAGCAACAUUGUGUCCUUUUUUUAUUAUUCUUUAUAAGUUUAAGUCAAUUCGAUUUGUGAUAACCCAAGUUGUGAAAGUAAAUAUUAAGCGAAGAAAAAAAGGAAGAAAAAAAAAACGGGAAGUGAUCCCAUUGAAUAGUCAUUGUUUUUACUUAGUAAAUUAAUUAUUUAAAAUUGUGUUAGUCGUUGGUUGUAACAAUUUUUUAUUUUGGAGACUGAAUCGUCAACACUUGGAUUUUGAUGAGUGCAAUGGACAUAAGCAAGCUAAAACGCAUCGGAAGUAUUUCUGGAAAAGAUUUGCUUCAAAUUGCAAUGGCAUCCUCUAAUUUGGAAGAGAUGCGUGACAUAGCCGCCAGACUCUGUCGUGAUUUUUUGAACGGGGCGUGGAAAACCAUUUCGGCUGAAGACAUUCAACUCAAACGCAUUAGUGGAGGCUUAUCGAAUUUCCUGUAUCAUGUGAGUCUGCCCGACAAUUUUGAUAAAAAUGAGAAUCAUCAGUCCAGCAGACCCAGCAAUAAACGUCCACGAACAGAUAGUUUCAAUAAUAACCAUUUGCCUGAACCGAAAGAGGUACUUUUACGAAUUUAUGGUCAAAUACACGGUGAGCAAGCCUUUGAAAGUAUAAUGACUGAGUCUGUUGUCUUUACCGUGCUCAGUGAACGUAAUCUUGGACCAAAAUUAUAUGGAAUUUUUCCUGGCGGACGAAUUGAACAGUACAUACCGGCAAGACCAUUAUCAACCGGUGAGCUAAGCGACCCGAAAAUCUCAUGCAAAAUCGCUGAGAAAAUGGCGAAAAUCCAUAGCCUUAACGUACCCGUAUCGAAGGAGCCCGAAUGGCUCUGGAAGACCAUGGAACGAUGGCUGGUCAAUGCCGAAACGAUAUUGGCCAAUUUUACAUCGUCGAAUCCCAUCGAAAUGGAACAUGCCGCAGCUAUGAAACACAUCGAUUUUCGUAAGGAACUCGAUUGGAUCAAGGAAACCGUUGACAAGGAAUCAUUUCCGGUUGUAUUUUCGCAUAACGAUCUACAGGAAGGGAAUAUUCUGUUUAAAGAAGGUAUUACAAAUUCAAGGGACAGCUCGCUGGAACAAUUGAGCUCAUACUUUGAUGACUCAGCUGCUCUUGAUUCGCAUUUCGAUGAUGUUCUACUAUCGCCAAACAGUUCGAACAGUUGCGAUCAUAUCAACAACAAUUCGUUGUCAUCAACUUCUUCCAGGAAACGAUCUUAUAGCGGCAACAACGACGACUGUGAUCUAGAAAGUACUCGUGAUUCAGUACUUAGCGGAAAUUCCCAGACUUAUUCAGAUAUCUGUGAUCCCGACCUUAUGAUCAUCGACUUUGAAUAUUGUGCGUACAAUUUUCGUGGAUUUGAUUUGGCUAAUCAUUUCUUGGAAUGGACCAUUGACUAUCGAUGCAAUGAGUAUCCGUUUUUUUAUCACAAGAAGAACCAGUAUCCAACGGUUGAACAACAAGAACGCUUCAUAGCCAGUUACCUUAUAGAAUUAGCCUCAACAGUAACAGACUAUCGUCCUUCGGCCGCUGAAAUCGAUGAACUGAAAGAAGAAGUGAGAUGCUUCACGUUAGUGUCCCACUUUCUUUGGAGUCUAUGGUCGAUAGUGAACGUUCACCAGGAAAUCGAAUUCGGCUACUGGGCGUACGGAGAAUGCCGAAUCAAGGAGUACUUCGCUGCGAAAGAGUUGUACAAACAGGCGAAAGGACUGGAACUGAAGCGCAAACAUACUUUGGAUGAAAGGCGGUAAAUUGAUCGGUCGGUGCUGAAUGGGCUAAGCUGACUGUAAACUGAUAAAUUCAAAAUCGUGACAUUAUAAAACCUAAAAUAAUAAUGGAAAUCGUUCCAACAUGAUUAUAUCGCAAUAAAAUGCCGCAAGACGAUAGCCUUAUUCGUAUAGUAGUUUAACUAAAGAAAUUUGUCGUCCAAUGUGGAUGAUUAGUUAAAUUGUUUUUCACCCCAAUAAUGUCAUUAACAUGCUGAGUAAAUUAACAAUGAUCGGUCAUUCAACUUAAAAAACAAAAACGAAAAAAAAAUCGGAAACAUUUUCUGUGUACUUAGUUCAUCCGAAUUUUUAAUUAAUUUUUUCUUAGUAAAACACCACUGCAGUCAAAACAAUUUUAUUUUAUUUUAUCUUUUAACUGGUUGUGUUAAGUUUUUACACAAGUGGCUUGUCAUCAGUUAUCGACAGGCGAGAGCAAACAAAUCGUAUAAAGUAAAAUGAAAGAUAACAAACACUACAGGAAUGGUUGAAUCACUUGCGGUUUUGGAAAAGGUUAAGAAAUCGUCGCUUGUUUUCAUCGUUGUCGAUAACCGGUGACUGACCGUUUGGAAAGGGUUCUGUUAACCACUAUUGACUUAUAAAUGAAGCUCAAUAAAGUCUUUUGGAGAC